Mauremys mutica (yellowpond turtle) is the source of this 1263-nucleotide messenger RNA. It is a transcript of the gene TNFRSF13B, whose product is annotated as TNF receptor superfamily member 13B. NCBI's taxonomy places the organism in Eukaryota, Metazoa, Chordata, Testudines, Geoemydidae. The transcript has 5 exons. Gene Ontology annotation, cellular component: plasma membrane. The coding region runs from base 369 to 1118 and encodes 249 amino acids. The record is from RefSeq and is a predicted model, not a curated record.
CCAUGUGCCGGAGGUGCCUUAUGGCAGAAUUCCAUUGAUGAAGUUGUGGCUGCUGCAUCCGCUCUCUUCCUGGCGUUUUCACAUCCACCACCACACGGCACCAAGCCAAGGCCUGCCGAGGUUCUGUGGCCACUGCACAUCUGGCCCAGGGAUGCCCCACCAGAGUCAACUCGAUUAUUCGCAUGUCAGGUUAAUUUGCGUAGAAAGAAUGUGUGGGGAAACCCCAGGAAACACACGGCCCAGGCUCUAAUCAAAUCUAACUCUAAUAAUAAACCUCGUGAGUAAUGAGCAGGCUCAGGGGCUGGAGCUCACAGUGAGAUGACAGGAGCUGGGGGAGACUAGACUUGGCCUGAGACGAGACUGAGGACAUGCUUUUGAUGUGCCCUAGGUGGAAGGCCAUGACCAAUUGCACAGAACAGCAGUACUGGGACAAUCUCCUGUGCCAAUGCAUCUCCUGCAGAGUUGCCUGUAAUCGGCCCAGGGUUGAGAGAUGCACUACCUUCUGCGCAUCAAUGGACUGCAUCAAGCAACCUGACUCCUACUACGACGAGCUCUUGAGAAAAUGCAUCAACUGCUCGGGCAUCUGUGGGCAGCACCCAAUCCAGUGUCUCCCGUUCUGUGAGAAUAAACUGGUAACUACCUCAUCCAGAAUGGCUGCUCUGGAGCAGAAGCUAGGCAGUGAUCAGGACCAAUGGCUGGUUGUCUACCUGCUGCUGGCGCUCUGCCUUUGCACCGUGAUCUGCUCUUUGCUGGUGGGCUGGACCCACUUCAAAAGGAGGGGAGCAGAGGUCUCCUGCCAGCCCACCCCUGGGACCUGCCACAAGAGAGAGGAUUCCUCAAAAGAUCACUUAGUGGAAGCAGGGAGCGUUGGAGGUGGCUCCAUCGGGAGCAGACUACCAGAGCCCGUGGAAACCUGUGGCUUCUGCUUCCCUGAACAAGGGCCUGCCAUGCAGGAGACCAAAGCAUGUCACAGCUCCUUCUAUCAUCCUGGAGCAAGGGCUACUGCCUCGCUGGCUGGGAUAUCCAGCACAGGAAGUGCUGGGGCUAUCCCCGCCCCUGAGGACGGCCAUUUCAAAAUCAUAUGCUCCCCAGCACAAGAGAAGACACCGAUGACAUGAACUCAUUGAGCGAUGCGGUGAUCAGGGAGAGAAGUAACACUCCCCACACUCAGAAUAAAGCUGCUUGCAUAUGAUCCUUGCUCUCAAUCUUCAGUAAAACACAACUGUACCUUGCCUGCCAAUCACGAUAGAAGCUACCUUCAUA